UACAACGGCAAGUACUUCACUACAGUUGAAUGUUGCAGUCCCGCGUUAACUACUCGUCUACGGUGUAGUACUAGACCCAUGCCCCUUGUAAUCUUGGUUAUGGUGACUGACUAAUCUGUAACAUUGCCCCAGGUCUAGGUUGCAUCGAAAUUUGAUAAUUUGGAUGCGAGUUGGUGAACCCAACGAAUGCGAACGUCAAAUAUGGGUUGUGGUGACAGACUACCCUUUUGGUAGCGUAAUGUUUACGUUCGCGCCAUAAUUAAUAGAACUUUUCCAUAUUUAAUGCACUUUUCAUCAAAAAAACUAAAACCGCACGGCAAAUUCGGAAAACAUAUGUUAAACAGUGGGCAAGUCUUCGAGGAGUAAUUUUCCUGCAUAUCACGGGUAUAAACGUAUAUAAACUGCGAGAAAGCAAAGGGUGACCGCUAUUACUUCUCAUGUGGAAUUUCCCUUUCUAGUUAGUUAACUUUCGAGUCACAAUCUAAUUUUAUAAUCUGAAUCAUUUGCUUUGGUUUCUUUUCGCUCUAAUUUCACAUAUAUUUUUAAGAUGUUCAUUGUUUUUCACUGCGGUAGCGUGCCUGAUCUGUGUAAGAUAUUGUAUCAUUAAGAAGUAAACUAUUUAUGUUUGUAAUAUUAUGUUACUGACGGAUUUUGCAUGUAACUAGCAAAACUACAAACCAUAUUCAAAAACACACCUUCCCAUAGCGAUGAAACUCUUCAGGCACCGUUUAGCAAAUAACAAAGAGAUACCACCAAUACUUUAUAGACAGAUCUCUUAACGGCAAGUGAGGUAUUUUAUAUAAUGGCACUGUCCAUCCAAUGAGUUGGACUGGCAACUGUAAACAGGGCGCGAGGAUUCUGUUUGGGGAAUGUGCUUAUUUAGCACUUAAUUGACUCAUUGUCACGGUUCAUUAACUGCAACAUGAGCAAUGUAACAGCACACAUUAACAAUUUUCCAGAUGAAUUACUUCUACAUAUAUUCAAUUAUUUACCUACACCAGACUUGCUUGUGUGUGUGACAAAAGUGUGUACUCGAUGGAACGCCUUCGCAUACGAUCGCAAGCUUUGGAAUCGGAGAAUGGUGGAUCUACCAGAAGAUACCUCUGUGCAGGCUUUGGUUGAAUGUUUCCCUAAAUGCACAUCUGUCAGUAUGGAACUCAACAGUGCCUCUUGGCCUGGACAGGCUAUGUUUGACGGGAAACACCUACACGCAUUCAUGCGGACAAGAGACUGUUUCCUUAGUUUCCUAACAACAAUAAUAAAAAAUGGUGAUGACAUUACAGAUAUAUCUGUAUGUGGCAUUAACGAGGAUGUGGAGGAAGUGCUGACAGUCAUUGCCCACUUACCGAAUCUACAGACUUUACUUAUAAAUGGAUCAUUUUUUGCUGAUAAUUCAGGAAUUAGGCACAUCGGGGACAACUGUCCACACUUGAGGAAAGUGGACACAGGCGAAAUCACGUUUGCAGAAGAGGAAGUGGAAUAUUUUAUAAAAAAGAAGAAACAUCAGCUGACACAUAUAGGUUUGGCUCUACAAACAGCUGAAGGUUCCUCAUUGUUGCCUUUUCUGGGCCUCUGUGGUGAUACAUUAAUCAGCCUCGAUAUUUAUGGCAUUGCAGGCUUUUAUAUUACUGUUGUGGAUGAUGUGACUGUUUUCAGUGCCCUUAAAAAAUUGGAACAUCUCAGAUUUCACAAUUACAUCAAAUUUGGGAGUGAUGUCCUUGUAAAUGCAUUUACCUCCAGUUGGUUCUUAAACCUGAGGACUCUUGUGAUAGAUACUGCAACUUAUGUGGAUGAUGAAGUAAUGGCAGCCAUCAGUCUUAAUUGCCCACUGCUGAAUGAGCUGCAGAUCAACUAUUCUCAAAUUACAGGAGAGGGACUGAAGUACCUGCACUGUCUCCGGAACCUGCAGAAGCUGGACCUGUCGCUCUCACAACUUUUAAAGUCUCUGGGAACACUCUCACAGUGUGUCCAGCUGCGGAAGCUGAGCCUGGAGAGCUGCGCACGUGUCCAUUCGAGAGAAAUAGCCGACGCGGUGCCGCACAUCCGCGAGCUGCGAGUACUCGACCUCAGCCAGUGCGGGGCGUCACUGCUUCGUCUGCGGGAGCUGCCACAGCACCUGCCCUUCCUCCGUACACUUGUCCUUUAUGGUGCUGACAUAAAUGUAGAACAGCUGCAAGCUAUGAGGCACUGCGCACCACACAUUAAUGUUGUGAUAUAAAAAUCCGAAUUGGGCAGUCCAAUUGUAUACUGAGUGAAAAAUGGGGACCUGUUGUGUAAAAAUUUAAUCCUUGUGAUGCAGAUUAUGUUUCUUACAAGGUAUAAGAUACUAGUCACAGAAAGCGUGUAAAAGCUGUUAUGUAAUACUCAUAUUCAGUAUUAAUGUGCUUAAAGUAUCUACAAAUCGUGUCCACCUUAGAAAGGGCAUAUUCGAGCUAAAGCAAAUUGUAAGGUUUUACCACAGGAGCAUAGAAAACCACCAACUUCUACCGCAUGUUAGCCUUUUUAAAUAAUUUCUCUAGAUUUUUUUGAUUGCCAGAAGCCACAAUAUAUUAAUCAUACAAUAACAGUUGUUAAACAAUUGAGAGUUGAUAAUGUAUUGUACCUGAUGCUUUAUUUUCAUAGCGAUUGUAAUUUAAAAGUAACUGUCAUGUAAUUUUUUA
Schistocerca gregaria is the source of this 2660-nucleotide messenger RNA. Its product is annotated as F-box/LRR-repeat protein 7-like. Gene Ontology annotation, molecular function: protein binding. The record is from RefSeq and is a predicted model, not a curated record. Gene Ontology annotation, biological process: SCF-dependent proteasomal ubiquitin-dependent protein catabolic process. Bases 923 to 2218 code for a protein of 431 amino acids. Gene Ontology annotation, cellular component: SCF ubiquitin ligase complex. NCBI's taxonomy places the organism in Eukaryota, Metazoa, Arthropoda, Insecta, Orthoptera, Acrididae. The transcript is spliced from 3 exons.